AUGGAGGAUGACGACCGCACAAUGCAGGGGGCGUCUGACGAUAAGGUCGAGCCCUCAACCGUUUCCGCGCCGGUUGUCGGCUUCACCAUGACGCGGGCGCAGUACGACUCCGUCAUGCUGGCCGCCCUGCGGGCAGAGACUGACGCCCUGUUCAGGAAGAUCGAUGCGGAGGCACACACAGAGGCGAUGCAGGCGAUCAUGGACGGGAAUGUUGCUGCCUACGUCGCCAGCUCCGCGCCGGCCACACCGUUCACACGGUUCUUGCCCGGUCGCAACGACCACAAGACCAGCUCAUCCAUGUCGAUCGUGGACCUCAUCUCGACCUAUGACGUUCAUACGACAGACUCCGGAGAGGAAGAGUAG
Molecule: messenger RNA, 363 nt
Organism: Triticum turgidum subsp. durum (durum wheat)
Lineage: Eukaryota; Viridiplantae; Streptophyta; Magnoliopsida; Poales; Poaceae
Source: the annotation of a GenBank genome assembly